Molecule: messenger RNA, 707 nt
Organism: Sus scrofa (pig)
Lineage: Eukaryota; Metazoa; Chordata; Mammalia; Artiodactyla; Suidae
Gene: SRSF9
Product: serine and arginine rich splicing factor 9
Cellular component (GO): nucleus; cytoplasm
Molecular function (GO): mRNA binding
Source: RefSeq, marked provisional
GGCGGGCCCGCGGCGUCGGGCGGUGCGGAUGUCGGGCUGGGCGGACGAACGCGGCGGCGAGGGCGACGGGCGCAUCUACGUGGGGAACCUUCCGACAGACGUGCGCGAGAAGGACCUGGAGGACCUGUUCUACAAGUACGGCCGUAUCCGCGAGAUCGAGCUCAAGAAUCGGCACGGCCUCGUGCCCUUCGCCUUCGUGCGCUUUGAGGACCCCCGAGAUGCUGAAGAUGCCAUUUAUGGAAGGAACGGUUAUGAUUAUGGCCAGUGUCGCCUUCGUGUGGAGUUCCCCAGGACUUAUGGAGGUCGGGGUGGGUGGCCCCGUGGUGGGAGGAAUGGGCCUCCUACAAGAAGAUCUGAUUUCCGAGUUCUUGUUUCAGGACUUCCUCCAUCAGGCAGCUGGCAGGACCUGAAAGAUCACAUGCGAGAAGCUGGGGACGUCUGUUACGCGGAUGUACAGAAAGAUGGAAUGGGGAUGGUUGAAUAUCUCAGAAAAGAAGACAUGGAAUAUGCCCUGCGUAAACUGGAUGACACCAAAUUCCGCUCUCAUGAGGGUGAAACUUCCUACAUCCGAGUUUAUCCAGAGAGAAGCACCAGCUAUGGCUACUCACGGUCUCGGUCUGGGUCAAGGGGCCGUGAUUCUCCAUACCAAAGCAGGGGUUCCCCACACUACUUCUCUCCUUUCAGACCCUACUGAGACAGGUGAUGGG